AAACGCACUCUGUUGUUGCUAGCUAAUGCGAGUGUGACGUUAGCUCGGCGGCGGCGCUAGUGUGAAGUCUGUGAGCCGAGUGAUGUGCAUGAGCAAUAUGAAGUAUGGAAGAAGACGAUGUCACGAUCAGAGAGCAGAAUUUCCACAGCCAAGUCCGGGAGUAUAUUAUCUGUUUCCUGCUGUUCGCCGUGCUGUACAUCGUGUCCUACUGCAUCAUAACUCGCUACAAGCGGAAGAGUGAUGAUCAUGAAGACGAAGAUGCCGUCGUUAACAGAAUAUCCAUGUACCUCUGUACGUUCACCCUGGCCAUAUCUGGAGGUGCCGUCCUGCUCCUCCCGUUCUCCAUCAUCAGUAACGAGAUCCUUCUCUCGCUCCCCAAGAACUACUACAUACAGUGGCUGAAUGGCUCGCUCAUCCACGGCUUGUGGAACCUGGUCUCGCUCUUCUCCAACCUGUGUCUCUUCGUCCUCAUGCCUUUUGCUUAUUUCUUCCUGGAGUCUGAGGGAUUCGCCGGGUCCAAAAAGGGUCUGAAGGCUCGCAUCCUGGAGACGUUUGUGAUGCUGUUCCUGCUCGCUCUGCUCAUCCUGGGCAUCGUCUGGGUCGCGUCUGCGCUCGUCAACAACGACGCCGCCAGCAUGGAGUCUCUCUAUGACCUGUGGGAGUUCUACCUGCCCUACUUGUACUCGUGUAUCUCUUUGAUGGGUGGCUUGCUGCUUCUCAUGUGUACUCCAGUGGGAUUGUCUCGGAUGUUCACCGUCAUGGGCCAGUUGCUCGUCAAACCCACGAUUCUGGAGGAUUUAGACGAACAGUUGGACUGCAUCCAGCUCCAGGAAGAAGCUCUGCGGCAGAAGCUCAAUGGUUCCGCGUCCCUGUUACCCGGCGCCUCCCAGAGUCUGCACAGAGAACUGGAGAACGUCUGCUCGCAGAGACGCAAACUGGAGAGGAGGAAGAAGGCGUCAAUUUGGGAGAAGAACCUCCUCUACCCCAUCGUCAUGCUAAUACUGCUCGCUGGCACGGCGAUCUCUGUGCUUUUGGUGGCACUGAACAUUUUGUAUCUGCUGUUGGAUGAAACUGCGCUACCUAAAGGAUCAGCGGGUCCUGAGAUUGGGAAUGCAUCUCUCUCUACGUUUGGAGUCGUGCAGGCCGUGAUUGAAAUCAUCCUCAUGAUCUACCUGAUGGUCUCCUCCGUCGUGGGAUUCUACAGCCUUCGUAUCUUUCAGGGACUCACACCCAGGAAGGACGACACCACCAUGACCACCAUCAUCGGGUGCUGUGUGUCCAUCCUGGUCCUGAGCUCUGCGCUCCCCGUCAUGUCCCGAACUCUUGGUAUAACCAGGUUCGACCUGCUGGGAGAUUUCGGACGCUUUAACUGGUUGGGGAAUUUCUACAUCGUGUUGUCGUAUAACCUGCUGUUCGCCGUCGUCACCACGCUGUGUCUCAUCACCAAGUUCACCUCCGCCAUCCGCGAGGAGCUGCUCAGAGCGCUCGGUCUAGACAAACUGAAUCUGUCCACUAGUCCCACUGAGCCCAAGACGAACAAGCUAGCAGCUAACGGCCAUCAGAAGACACUCUGAACUCCUUUCUGUCUCACACACACACACACACACACACACACACACACACACACACACACACACACACGCAGUAAUCUAGAGUAUGGCUGGAGAUUUUAAGACGCCUUAUAACCACACACACACACACACAUUCCUUUGACAGCAUUUUCAUUAAGUCACUUUAUUUAAGGUUCUACCUUCACCUUUUCUUUUCAUCUUAAACACACACACACACACACACACACACGAUGUUAGAAGUUUGCGCAUUUUUAAUGCAGUUUUAAAGUGUAGAUUUUGUUUUCUUCUUCAUGCUGUGAAUAAGCGGGUAAAAGUGAAAGCGUAACGAUGUAUUUAUGUCCAUAUGUAUAUUCUUUUUUUUUUUUUUUUGCCAUUGUGUAAACUUUUGUACAGUGUAUUUUUUGUUUGUUUGUUUGUUUGUUUGUUUGUUUGAUGUCCUGAAAUUCACCUCUGAUGCCUUAUGAAACAGGGGAGGAUCCAUGCAGGCGCUUAAACUGUCGUCACACACUGCGUGUGUGUGUGUGUGUGUGUGUGUGUGUGUGUGUGUGUGUGUGUGUGUGUGUGUGUGUGUGUGAGGCAUGUGCCGACCUGCUGAUUUGACACUUGUUCUAAUGAGUCAAAUAAUUUAGUUAAAUCAAGUACGAAUGUGUGCGUCAGCAUCAGAUCAGAUCCGGUCUUUGGUUCACCAGAACCAGGUUUACGUGAUGGUGUUUAAUGUACGUACCGGUCUUUGUAUUUUGACUCAUUAGGACGACUAACGAUUCAGUUCAAUUAAAAAUUUAUCAGGAUUUCCUUGUUAGAGUUUAGAAGUUCUACUGAAUCAAACAGAAAAAUCAUACGUGAUACAAUCAGCACCUCUUAAUUUGAUUCAUUAGAACAUGAAUUGAUUUACUAUGGUAAACUAAGUACUGUUUAAUUAAAUUAUGGUAUUUAACGUACCAAUUAUUCUUGAUUUGAGUGUUGAUCCAGUUCAGAUUAACUCGAGUACUCAUGUGUUAAUCGUCACGAUUCUCUCGUUGGAGUCAUGCCAUUUGAUCCGCUACUUAAUUUGUUCUUUUCUUGUGAGUCAAAUGGGAAAAAAAAUCACACUGGUAUUUGAUUCACCAAACACGAGAAAUAAAUCAGUAACUAAUACAAACCUCGUGUUGAUCAGUUCUGUUGAAUCAGUUCCAGAGUUUUAACAGAAAGAAACUAACACAUCAGUACUCGACUCUCAGAAUUGAGGUUGGCUCUAAUAAUUCAUUCAUUAGAUUCAUUAGAACAAAUCACCUCACUAAUACCUGAUUCACAGGAACCAGAGUGACACAUUAUCUCUUUUUCAAACUGAACGAACUCGUUACUAUUUGAUUUGCUCCACAAGCAUUGAUUCGAAAACGUUUCAAAUACUGUUGUUACUGAAAUUUCCAGACUGCUAUUUAAUUCAACACAACCAAAUAAACACAUAAAUCUCGAACUAAACUGAAUUAAUGGCUUUUUUAUUUUAUUCAUUAGAACUUGAUUCAGUUUGGUAAAUGAAUCAAAUAAUGAUAUUUAAUGCACCAGUCUGUCUAUUUGACUCAUCAGGACGACUAAUAAUCGAGUUAAAAUGAUCUCAAGUACUGAUUCUCUCAUUUGAGUCAUGCAGUGUUCUAUUCUAGUGAGUCAAAUGGAAACAAGUGAGUCAAAUAUGUUUGGCGAAUAAAAUCCAGGUAUAUUUAAGAUUUUGCUGAUUAAUUUAUUUCAGACUGGUGUUUAAUUUAACAGAACUAAAUGAACAGAAUAGUCACUAAGGUAACCAAAAACCGAAUCAACACCUUACUACAGUAUUUGGUGCUGAAUUAGAAAAGGAGUUAAUUCAGUUUGGUAAAAUCAAGUCGAACUGUUUAAACAAUCUUGAUGCUGAAGUUUGUUCCUGUAAAUCAAUUAGUACAUUAGUAAUUUACCUUAAUUUACCAAACCUUACUAUUUGAUUCAUUAGAACACAGAUUGAUUCAAUUGUGAAUCUGAUUCAAUUGUGAACCAGGUUCCGGUGUGAUGGUUGGUCAGAUAAACCAGCGCAGGUCCAAUGUAUCGUAGAUUUGAAGGGCGUCUUCGGCACAUGCCUGCCGAGCGCUGACGUGGGUGACGACUGCGUCUGCGAGCACCUUUUUAUAGACAAAUUCACUGUGACCCCUCAUGUGACCGUCGAAGAAUAAAAGAGCGCCCUGUUUACAAUGCCAGAGACGAAAUGACGUCUUCGCCAGUCUCUCAUAUUUUUUUUUUUUACGGAUCUCACAUGAGGGACACAGAAUUUACAUCCUGUGUAAAAGGUCAUUUAUUAAAUCUUAAUUAUCGAAUAAGCUGACUGGUCACAUUUUAUGUUUGAAUGUAACACAUUUCUGAAGGAAGAUUGUUGUCGUUUUUUUUUUUGUAGUUAAGUGUGUGUACACAGUAUGCAAGUUUUUUCCUUUUUUUGUACAAAGUCAAUGUAUGAUAUGCAAAUCAUUAUGUCUCUCUCAUUUUUUCUUUUGUCUGGCCAUUUUUUAACUUCUGGACUGUAAAUAGAAAUGCACCGAUAGUAAUAUUGUCGCUGAGGGAAGGUUUGUAUAUUAUACUGUGAAAAGAGCUUUUUUUUAAAAAAGAAAAUCAACAAAAAAAUCCAUUACAGGCAGCAAGUUUCUUUCUCUUUUUUUUCCUUUGUUUUCUGGUCUGUUGUUUCACAUUUGUUUGGAAAUAAAUGUUCUUUUCUCAA
Molecule: messenger RNA, 4281 nt
Organism: Clarias gariepinus (North African catfish)
Lineage: Eukaryota; Metazoa; Chordata; Actinopteri; Siluriformes; Clariidae
Gene: lmbr1
Product: limb development membrane protein 1
Exons: 17
Coding region: 105-1574 (489 amino acids)
Biological process (GO): signal transduction
Molecular function (GO): transmembrane signaling receptor activity
Source: RefSeq, a predicted model, not a curated record